AUGACUACCAUUGCCCGUCCAUCCACACCGUUCCCUCACACUGCGAGUCUGAGUCACUCGGCAUCCGGUAGCAAUCACCACAAAAUGACACUGCCACCCACAUACCACUACACGACUCCUAUUCACUUUGCUCCCAAGGCUCUGCCUACACCUACACCUCCAUCCCUCCUCGCAAGGACAUCGUCUACUGGAAGUAAUUCCAGCGGUCAUUACAUUCACCUCAGACGAUCCUCUUCGGCUCGUCAAUCUCCUGCCGGUGAAGACCUCUCUCGAACACCUUCCCUCGUACCCGCUUCACCUCGCCGAGGCUCUGCGUCUUCCAGCUUACUCGUCCUCACUCCACCAUCUACCUCCACUUUACUCUUACCCGAGGUGGAGGAGGACGCCGACGCCGACGAUGAUGUCGACGACGUUGAAGAAAUGGAUGCCGAGGAGAGCCCUGAACUACCAAAAUCCAGGUCUGCCGGAUUCGCACUCCCUCCGCCGACGUACAAUUGGUCAGACAAACCGAUCGAACCAGACACCACGUUCGAUUUCGACAGCUCCUUUUCUUCCAGCCCCGCAUCCAGACUAGAAAACUGGAUCACUACAUCCAACUCGGUCACCCCUUCUAAUCCUUUCCGACGUCCAGCGCUCAAACGACGAGACACUCCUCGUCCAAGCAUUGAACAAGCGCCAAAAUCACUCAAACGCCCCGCUUUCAGACGUCGAAGCACGCCACCACCACCACCUAGCUCCCGAGCUUCUCAUCUGCGUUUAAGUCCACUCAAGGAAGUGGCGGAGAGCUCGCUUUCGACUGGACAAAAGCUUAGAUCGGUCAUCACUGGUUCUCAAUGGGUCGUCGUUGACAGGCAAUGA
Messenger RNA from Kockovaella imperatae, 858 nucleotides. RefSeq lists its product as hypothetical. The record is from RefSeq and is a predicted model, not a curated record. NCBI's taxonomy places the organism in Eukaryota, Fungi, Basidiomycota, Tremellomycetes, Tremellales, Cuniculitremaceae. Bases 1 to 858 code for a protein of 285 amino acids. The transcript has a single exon.